Funneliformis geosporum is the source of this 774-nucleotide messenger RNA. The record is from the annotation of a GenBank genome assembly. Lineage: Eukaryota; Fungi; Glomeromycota; Glomeromycetes; Glomerales; Glomeraceae.
AUGGAAAACUUAGCUAGCAAUAUAAGCAAACUUAACCUUCAAAAUUAUAAUAUUAACAAUCAUAAUACUAUAGAGGAAGAAUAUGGCAUUGACUUUAACAAUAUUAAUGAGGAUUUAGGUAAUUUAAUAAAUGAGAUAGACAUGUUUGAGUAUAGUAAUACUGGCUUAGACUAUAAUUAUAUAUUAGAUUUAGAUAGCAAUUUUGAUGAUGAAUCUGUAAUUUUUAUGAUAACAAAUAUUAUUAAUAAAAUGCAACCAAAUAAGAUUCCCAGACUAACAAAAACCAAAUUUACCUCUUGUGUUUUAAUUUAUAAUAUUAAUGGUGAAAUUCGUUCUUGUAGAAGUUCAAAAAAUUUACAUUGUAUAAAAAAUAUUUUUGGGACCUGGGAAAUUGACAACAAAAUGGUUCAUAAUAUAGAUGGUGAUUUGGCUUCUUUGGGAGUUUGCUAUUCACAUCAAAUGUAUGAUCAAACUAAAUUGCAUAUAUUAGUGGAUCGCAAUUUACAAGUUCCUUGUAGUGAUCAAUAUUAUUGUACUUCUUUAACAAAUAUUCAUCCAAUUUUAUAUCCUAGUUUAUCUAAUAGAAAAUCACAAUAUAUAUAUACUUCCUGUUAUGAAAAACACGGUAGGCAUUUUCAUCAAAGAUCUGGAAUAAAAGGGAAAUUUCUUUAUGUUGCUAAAUAUGAAUCACCUAAUUUUCAAGCAGAAUUAUUUCAUGAAGCAAUUAAUCUUUUACAACUAUUACCAUCACAAAGAUUUAAUAAUACAUCAUAA